CGCGUCUGCGCGUCCGUCUGUCCAUCCAUCCGUCCGUCCGUCCCCGAGGCAGCGGUGACCCAGCCCGCUGUCACCCACCACCGGGGAGGGGAUCGGGGCCCCAGUCGUGGCCGUCCGGGCGGUGAAUCAGCAGCGCCCGGGGCAGCAGCCGGGCAGAGCCGUGUGCAGGCUGCGAGGGGCGGAGGUUUUGCACUCGCUCUCUCCCUGCCAGGGAUAAAUAGCAGCAGCGGCACGGCCAGCCCGAAGCCCAGUUUCCCAUCGCCAACGCGUCCCGCAGCCGCAGCAUGGACUCCCAGGACUGCCCUUGCGCCACCGGUGGCACCUGCACCUGCGGGGACAACUGCAAAUGUAAAAACUGCAAAUGCACGUCGUGCAAAAAAGGCUGCUGCUCCUGCUGCCCCGCGGGAUGUGCCAAGUGCGCGCAGGGCUGCGUCUGCAAAGGGCCCCCCUCUGCCAAGUGCAGCUGCUGCAAGUAGGGGCCGGCGGGCAGCCCCCCUCCGCCGCGCUGACCCUGGGGGGAGCCGAAGAAAACUAACUUUAUUGUCUGUGUUUUUUAUACGUGCGUUCGGAUACCUUCAGUGCUUGGCACGCGUGGCGUGCGCUGAGCUACCUAAAUAAAGUGAUGUGUAUAUAAA
Cygnus olor (mute swan) is the source of this 635-nucleotide messenger RNA. RefSeq names its product metallothionein-1. Gene Ontology annotation, molecular function: metal ion binding. Bases 285 to 476 code for a protein of 63 amino acids. Lineage: Eukaryota; Metazoa; Chordata; Aves; Anseriformes; Anatidae. The transcript is spliced from 3 exons. The record is from RefSeq and is a predicted model, not a curated record.